Molecule: messenger RNA, 2675 nt
Organism: Aethalodelphis obliquidens (Pacific white-sided dolphin)
Lineage: Eukaryota; Metazoa; Chordata; Mammalia; Artiodactyla; Delphinidae
Product: coiled-coil domain-containing protein 30-like
Exons: 14
Coding region: 195-2372 (725 amino acids)
Source: RefSeq, a predicted model, not a curated record
ACUCCUACUCUGGUGGCUAUAAUGUACAUAGGACAAGUAUUAUUUCCAUUUUACAGUUGAGAAAACAGGCUUAGAGAGGAAAACCUAUCUUAUGAGCUAUGGUACCAUGAACUAUUUUUUCCCAGGUUUGUCUCUCCCCUAGAUGACUUUAUAAUUGUUUAGGCAGAAAAGUAUUAUCAGAACUUAUAGUAUAUAUGAUUAUUGUAUGUAGAAUUAAUUAUGUAAAAUACUUUUUGCAGAUAUUGAAAAUGAGCCAAGAAAAAAUUGAACUAUUUGAAAGUGAGUUGUCAGAAGAGAGAGAAAGGAAAAAGCAAUUGACAUCUGAUCUUAAUACUGUGCAGAAGGCUUUGAAAGUUGAAAGUGAGGAAUUGCAAAAAUCACAGUCAGAACUUAUAUGCCUUUAUAAUGAAAUUCAAAGUCUUCCAGGGGCAGAAGAAGACAGAGACCAUUUUUUAAUAGCGUAUGACCUGCUACAAAGAGAGAAUUCUGAAUUAGAAACAAAGGUCUUGAAGCUUUCAGAAGAAUUUGAGCAAUUAAAUCAUUUUACUGUAGAGAGAAAAACUGCAGCUAAUUUAAUUACAACUGAAAAUAUCUGUAAAUAUCUUGUGUUUAAAGUACCAAUUUUGGAAGUAGAGAUUCAAAGCCCAAAGGAAGAGAGAGAGGAGCUCUGUCCUGAAUUAGGAGAAGGUAAGCAGAAGGAAAUUCCAGAGGAGGCAGUAAAGGAGGGCACUUUUCCAAGAGAGGGACAGAAGGAGGAGGACUCACAGCAGAAACAAGAUAUGAAAUGCGAAGAACAGCAGUUGACCUUGAAGCCUGAGGAAGUCGUGAGGCUCAGAGAAGGGCUGAGCUGUAUGAAUCAGAGCCUCCUUCGGUCUCAGAGCUCUGGGGAUAGCUCAGAUGACAGUAGCGUCCAGUAUCCAUCAUCUGGAGAAAAACGGAAAUACCAGCAGCAAGAGGAGCUACAGCAACUUCGCCAGAAUUUGCACCGGCUCCAGAUUCUAUGCAACUCAGCAGAAAAGGAGCUUCGAUAUGAGCGAGGAAAGAACUUGGACUUAAAGCAGCAUAACAGCUUACUUCAGGAAGAAAGCAUUAAGAUCAAAAUUGAACUCAAGCAGGCCCAGCAGAAGUUAUUAGACAGCGCAAAGAUGUGCUCUUCACUCACGGCUGAGUGGAAGCACUGUCAGCAGAAAAUCAAGGAACUGGAGCUGGAAGUACUUAAACAGGCUCAGAGCAUUAAAUCACAGAACAACCUACAGGAAAAGCUGGCUCAGGAGAAAUCUAGAGUUGCUGAUGCAGAGAAAAAGAUAUUGGAUCUGCAGCAGAAAUUAGAACAUGCUCACAAAGUCUGUCUCACAGACACUUGUAUUUUGGGGAGGAAGCAACUAGAGGAAAGGAUAAAAGAAGCAAUAGAAAAUGAAGCUAAAAUAAAGCAACAAUAUCAGGAAGAACAACAGAAGAGGAAACUCCUAGAUCAGAAUAUGAAUGAGCUACAAGAGCAAGUGAAAAUCUUAAAGGAUAAAGAGAAUCAACUGGAAAUGACCAGUUCUCAGCAACAAUCCAGAAUUCAGCAACAAGAAACCCAACUUAAACAACUGGAAAAUGAAAAAAGAAAAUCUGAUGAGCAUCUGAAGAGCAACCAGGAAUUGUCAGAGAAGCUGUCUGGGUUGCAGCAGGAGAAAGAAGCUCUACGUGAAGAGUAUGGGCAAUUUUUGAAGCGGCUUGAUGUCCAUGUGAGAAACUAUAAUGAGAAACAUCACCACCACAAAGCCAAACUUCGCAGAGUCAAGGAUCGUUUAGUUCAUGAAGUAGAACUCCGAGAUGAGAGAAUCAAACAACUUGAAAAUGAGAUUGGAGCCCUGCAGCAACAAAUGGAAAAGGAGAAGGCAUUCCAGGACCAGAUCACCACCCAAAAUGAUAUCCUGCUCCUAGAAAAGAGGAAACUUCUGGAGCAGCUCACAGAGCAAGAGGAAUUGAUCCACGGCAAUAAAUGGAUAAUAUCUUCGGUCCAGAGCAGAGUACUUUUCCUGGAUAAAGAAAAUAAGCAGCUACAAGAAAACAGUCUCCGGCUCACGCAGCAGGUUGGUCUCUUAGAGCGAAUCAUAAGGAGCAUCCAGAUCCGCAGAGGGGAGGAAACAAUUAGUGACAUCCCUGAAUUUGAAGUAUUGAAUAAAAUUGUGCCCUUACCAAACUCCAGUUUUUCAGGAACGGGUUUGAUAGAGUCAGCUGGAAGUCUUCAAGAAACUGAAGAACAUAGGUCAGAAGAAGCAAUGGUAAACGCCAAGUCCCUCGAGUCUCUUUCGUGUUCACAGAAUUCUGAAGCUGGAUACAUAAACGUGGCUUCUCUGAAAGAAAUACAUCACAUCCAAGAAUAAGGCCAAGUCAGAACUAUAAAAUCACUGGUGCCUAAAAGUAGACUGAUCAAAGCUGCUAACUUAAAGCUUGGGCGUGAAGGUGGAGCAUGACGUGGAGAAGAGUUAUGACAGAUCCUCACUGGACGUCAACCAGGAGUCUUCAAAAUUGCUGAUAAAUUCAUUAAACCUGUUCUAAUAAUGGAUUUCUCAAGUUUGUUUGGUAUCCUCAAAUGCCUUGUAUUGAUCAAUGUCAUGACUUAAGUUCAGUGGUUUAAUUAGGGUUUUUUUUUUUAAGAUUCUUUUUUUGAUGUGGACCAUUUUUUU